This is a messenger RNA of Phycomyces blakesleeanus NRRL 1555(-), 1197 nucleotides long. RefSeq lists its product as hypothetical. The transcript has a single exon. Gene Ontology annotation, biological process: proteolysis. Gene Ontology annotation, molecular function: aspartic-type endopeptidase activity. Bases 1 to 1197 code for a protein of 398 amino acids. NCBI's taxonomy places the organism in Eukaryota, Fungi, Mucoromycota, Mucoromycetes, Mucorales, Phycomycetaceae. The record is from RefSeq and is a predicted model, not a curated record.
AUGUCCACUGACAGCAUUCACAACCCUUCUUGUUGGGUCAGCCAGGUUAACAGCCAGGAUCCUCUUCUGGACUACUCAACCAUUACGGUGCCCCCUCUCUCAGGCAUCAUGCCUCCAAGCAUGUCUUCUGCAGACAUGCUCACUGCCCUUUACUUGGCCUCUGCAGCUAAAUCACUCUUGGUUCCCACCUACAAACCUUCCAUGUACAUCAAUUCGUGGUUGCACCAAUACUGCACUGAGGCAACAUUGGCUGGAGUUCCCACUGACCUCCUGGGCAAGUUUCUCUGCCAUUACCUACCACCCAACAUUGCUGAGUGGAUCUGCACCUUUGGUUGUCGUAACAACUGGGAGGAGCUCCAUAACCUGCUAAUCAGCACGUAUGGUCUAGACCUGGACAUUGAGAAGGCUCAACGACGUCAGACACUCCAGGCCACUACCCAGAGAAACCUAUCCAUCUGGCUGUUUCAAGUCAAAUUUGCUACCUUGGUAAAUGACAUGCCGAAUUCUGGCUGCCUAUCCAACCGCACCAUCCUGAACAUCUUCCUCAAAAACAUCAAGCCACCCCUUUGUCAAUUGAUCGAACCCACACUGAACAGCAUGGAUGACUGGGAAACUGUCUAUGAGAAGGCUGUAAUGCACGAGGACUGCAUUGGUGACUUGGCACCCCCACGCGCUCGCAACUUCCAUUGCCAAUUUGAGCCCAUGGAUUGUUCUGCCGCGAUUGCCUCUCCUCAACGGCCCAAGCAACAUAGUCUUAACGAUGGAGUCCCAUGUCUAUGGGGACCAGACGGGAGACCCAUCUGUGGUUACUGCAAAGGGGCCCAUUGGAACAAGGACUGCCCUGGGGUUUCUCACUCUGCUGCCAUCACAUAUCAACCUGCUAUAGUCAAAGAAGAGUCCCCUCUGGCUGCCGCCAUCAUGCCUGCUUGGUUGGUCACUACUGGCUCCUCUCAGCCCACAACGUCAGCAGGGCCUUCAGUACCAUAUGUCAUACAGAACAAGGCUUUGUCUGUGCUUGUAGACACAGGAUCCACCAUCACUGCAAUCCGUGCCUCUGCGUUGGAAGGCAUAGUCACCAAGGUUGAUUGUGAUCAGUCCAUUGUAUUCAACACUGCUGCUGGAGCUAUGGCACACUCUCAUGGAACCGUCUCCCUUCCAGUCACUCUCCUUGGGCGCCCUCUGGAACUUACCUUCUAA